AUGGAGAGGCGUGUGUCACCCACCAUUCAGUGGGGGACUUGGCCACCUGUAGCAUUUCUAUAUGAGCUUUACAGUAGCAUCAUUUUCAUGGUGUGCAUUGCUGCUACUUUUGGAAGCGGUAUAUCAGAACCCAUUGUCAAUGUACUCGACUCCGGAGCUGUAGGAGAUGGAGCUACUGAUGAUUCCCAAGCUUUUCUUAAGGCAUGGGAAACAGUUUGUGGAGCUGCAUCAGAUACUACUCCAACACUAAUCAUUCCAGAAGGAAAAACCUUCUUGUUGAAGCCUCUAACGUUCGAAGGUCCAUGCGGUUCUACUACAAUUCAUGUGCAGGUAGGGGGAGAUAUUAUUGCACCAAGCGAAUUAUCUGAUUGGGAUGGAUUUGACCCGGAGAAUUGGAUCGUCUUCAGAGAUGUUAAUGGACUCACUGUGGAUGGAAAUGGACAAAUUGAUGGCAAGGGGGCCAAAUGGUGGGAGGCAUUGAUGUUUAGUGGAUGUAAUAGCCUAACAGUGAGUGGAUUGAGACAUACAAACAGCCAAAAAAGCCAUAUAUCAAUAACAGAAUGUGACAAUGUCUUCAUAUCCAGCCUUCACAUAUCAGCCCCUGAAGACAGCCCAAAUACUGAUGGCAUCGACAUUUCCCGCUCAACCAACAUUUUAAUUAACAACACCUUCAUUGGAACUGGGGAUGACUGUGUUGCUAUUAAUAAUGGUUCGGCUUAUAUCAACAUUACUUGGGUGACAUGCGGUCCAGGCCACGGAAUAAGUGUUGGAAGCCUGGGAAAAGAUGGAGAAUUUAAUGUAGUGGAGGAAAUACAUGUCGAGCACUGUACCUUCAAUGGAAGUGAUAAUGGUGCCAGGAUCAAAACAUGGCAGGGAGGGUCUGGAUAUGCAAAGAAAAUCACAUACCAGGACAUAACUCUGAUUAACACCGACAACCCAAUCUUCAUUGACCAGUUUUACUGUCCUGAUGAUGAUUGUAAUAAUAAGACCUCAGCGGUUAACGUAAGUGAUGUAUUGUUCGCUAACAUGUACGGGACAUCAGAAGUAGACACAGCAAUCCAACUGCUUUGCAAUGGAAUUUUCGGUUGCACCAAUGUCAGGGUGGAAAAUGUCAACAUAACGGCGUCUGGUUCGGAUUUUCAAACCAUCUCGUCUUGUGAAAAUGCUCAUGGAAGCUCUUCCAAUUCAAAUCCUCAAGUUGAUUGUUUGCUGUCAUAG
Ziziphus jujuba (common jujube) is the source of this 1218-nucleotide messenger RNA. RefSeq names its product probable polygalacturonase At3g15720. Gene Ontology annotation, molecular function: polygalacturonase activity. Lineage: Eukaryota; Viridiplantae; Streptophyta; Magnoliopsida; Rosales; Rhamnaceae. Gene Ontology annotation, biological process: carbohydrate metabolic process. Bases 1 to 1218 code for a protein of 405 amino acids. The record is from RefSeq and is a predicted model, not a curated record. The transcript has 9 exons.